Messenger RNA from Danio aesculapii, 464 nucleotides. It is a transcript of the gene avp, whose product is annotated as arginine vasopressin. The transcript has 3 exons. Gene Ontology annotation, molecular function: neurohypophyseal hormone activity. NCBI's taxonomy places the organism in Eukaryota, Metazoa, Chordata, Actinopteri, Cypriniformes, Danionidae. The record is from RefSeq and is a predicted model, not a curated record. Gene Ontology annotation, cellular component: secretory granule; extracellular region. The coding region runs from base 1 to 450 and encodes 149 amino acids.
AUGUCAGACUCUCUGCUGUCUGUGUGUGUGCUGUGUGUGCUCGCGCUCUCCACGCUCUCGUCCGCCUGCUACAUCCAGAACUGCCCACGAGGAGGCAAGAGAUCCCAGCCGGAGCCCAUCAGACAGUGUAUGUCGUGUGGGCCCGGGGGUGUGGGCCGCUGUUUCGGCCCCAGUAUCUGCUGCGGGCCGGGACUGGGCUGUGUGCUGGGCUCCACAGAGGCACAGGUGUGUAUGGAGGAGGAGCAGCUGUCGGGCCCCUGUGAGACCGGCGGGACGUCCUGCGGGGACCGAGGGGGACGCUGCGCUGCUGAGGGCAUCUGCUGCGACUCGGAGAGCUGCGCUGUAGACCCGGACUGUCCUGAAGACAGCAGCGCGGGACUGAAGAGCGUCUCAGGAGAAACUCUGCUGCGUCUGCUCAAUCUGGCAACCCGCAGACAGAGACCCUUCUGAACACACCGUCUGAA